This is a messenger RNA of Bombus pyrosoma, 5944 nucleotides long. RefSeq names its product transcription cofactor vestigial-like protein 4 (gene Tgi). Bases 4304 to 4840 code for a protein of 178 amino acids. Gene Ontology annotation, molecular function: transcription coactivator binding. NCBI's taxonomy places the organism in Eukaryota, Metazoa, Arthropoda, Insecta, Hymenoptera, Apidae. The record is from RefSeq and is a predicted model, not a curated record. Gene Ontology annotation, biological process: negative regulation of DNA-templated transcription. The transcript is spliced from 4 exons.
UAGUGGGUCGGAAACUGAACUGGAUAUUCCAUAGCAAAUUGUUAUUUAGCUCGAUAUAGAUCACUGGUACAACAAUCAGUUGUCACCGUCACCAGUUGUUAUUUCAAAGUAUGAUUGCAUUAUGAUUGAGGACUAAGGCUAUUCUAAUUGUAUUGUUUCAAGGUACAGGAUAUUACAGGAUAAAAUAUGAUAUUUUAACGAGUGUCAAAUUGUUUUCGUAGUAAAGCGUAAACUUACAUUGCGUUACAAAAUGAAAACUGGAAGUAAAACUAAAAUUAUGGGCAAUGGAAUGUGUUGGCUACGACCGUGGAAUUUAGAUUACGUGAUGUUGUUGAUUAUGCUUGCUGCAGUACUCUGUACACGUAAAAUUCGCGUUAAUUUUACAUACUAGUACGUACAAAAAGUUUCCAUCUUUUGCGCACUAUAAUCUUACAGUAAUAGAGGAAAGUGAAGAAAACAUAAUUAACCCAUCAACCCAAUUUCCAUGAAACCUAAAACCAGAUCAUUUUCAGAUAUCCAGUUUACCAUGUUAUGCUCCAAAGUUUUUAUCUAGAAGCAUUCACAAUUCCUCCAGGAAAUUUCCGAGUCCACAAAGGCGAUUAAAAAGUCUCGUUUCCAUGACUAACCGCGGCGAGAUAAAUCACGGUCCGUCGAACGAAUUGAUGGAAUUUGUUCGGUAGGGUUUUUGAGGAUCUAUGUAAGAAGAGAGGAGGCCGGUACGAGCCCGCAUUCCUGCGAAAUGCCAAUUUCGCGUCGAAUUAGAUAACAUUGUGCGGCGUUUAUUUUAGAUUCGUCGCGUUCGCGACUCCUCCGACGGACUCCUUGGCAAGAGCCUCGAACGAGUCUCCUGUGACGUUUCAUUUCAAACAAUUAAACAAACAAAACACAAACAUUAAACAAGCAUCAAAACAAUUUCAUUCUAUCUUCGGAACACGUUUCGAUUAAUCUUCUUGUUGAAAAGAGUCAGUCUGAUUAUUCUGUAUUCUUAAAGCCGCUUCUCGCAGUAUCAUGAAACGUUUGCUAGCUAAAGUGUGUCAUUUUCGCAAUAGUCUAGUGUGUAAUCGACCGUAAACAAUAGUCUUCUCGCAUUGGAAUAGUUGAAUCAUUCUAUUAUGUUACGAGGUUCAUUCUGGUAUUUUAAUGAACGAAGGCACGAUGGAUUUUAUUAUAUCAUUUUUGAAUCAUGUUGAGAUUUUAGUUGUUUCGAGUCCUGAACCUAUGGGGGGAAUAUAGGAGUGGAACUAGGUUUCUUAUCGAAAACUGAUUCAUUGGUAUUUGAUAAAACAUAAAUCAUCAUGUAUCCUCUUCGUUUCUCUUCCAUUUAAGAAACCCGGUAAUAUUUUCUUCAAAAUGUAAGAGGAGUUUUGAAGAGAAAAUAAUAUCUAAUUUCUUAGUUAUAAAUCUAGAAAUUAAUUUCCUACUUUUACAAUAUUAAAAAGAAUUGUUCGUAUCAAAUUUUAUAAGGUCCAUAAAUUCAUAUUAUUUAGGAAUAUCUACCUUCCGUGGCUUCUUUUUAAAUUGAGGGUGUAAAUCAAGGAGAAUUGAUUUAAAUGACACAGUGAAGAAUGUGUAUGGUCAGAAAAAGGUGUAGCUGCAAAGUGUGACGCAUUAGAGAAAAGGUUCCACUUUCGAGGGCAAUCGGGAGCAUGACGACGCGUUCGUGGCGAUGAUUUUCAUAAAUCAUCGAGUUGCUCCUCUCUUCUCUCUCUCUUUUCUCUCUCUCUCUCUCUCUCUCUCUCUCUCUAUCUAUCUAUCUAUCUAUCUAUCUCUCUCUCUAUCGAAACGGACAGCGAAGCAUAACGAGCCCCGGUUCUCGAGAGUGUGACUGGUUCCUCCUGUGUGUGGUUUGUUGUGAUGGAAUGCCGUGCCUCGAACCUGUUCCGAAUACCAGACGUAGUUGCAUCUGCCUGCGGAUGAUGGCGCAUUCUGUGACUUUCUCGAUGACCAAAAAUACGUUUGCCCGGUCGGUUCUGCUACUUAUCGGCGUGGUCAAUGAUUUCAAUAUGAUACCAGAGGGUAAAUUCGAGCAACUUAAUUUCUCGAUGAUCUUACCUUUGUAGAUUAAAAUAGAUUCGCUAUCAUACUUGUCAAUUUUUAAAUGAACUGUGGAUCGGAAUCUUUUUAUUUCGAAUACAAAGAAGCUCAAGCAAUAUACCAAUGUAGAGAAUAGAGAGUCUGAUAGUUUUUGGGUUUCUGAGAAUUCUGCAGAGAUAAUUUUUUUUUAAAAAUAAGUAUUAUUUCAAAUUUAUUUUUUUACUAGAAAAUGGAGAGCACCGUUUCGAUCGAUAUUUAGAUAUUAAUUUUCACUACGUGUAGUUAGCAGGUUUCUUUUUAAUUCAGCACAUUCCAUAAAAUGUGAAUUAUGCUCGUCUAGCAAGAAUAUCAAAUAGAUAUAUAUAUAUUUCAAUUAAAUUCAGAUUUUUGAAGCACGAGGAAGAAAUAUAGCAAGCGUGUUCGAAAUGUAUUGAAGUAUUCGACGAAUUCACGCCCACGAAACCGCGAUUCGCUGGUGUACGGACGUCUGAUAACCAUACGCGAUUACCUGGUUGCGUUGCUAUUAAAAUGCCUAGCAUUCCUCCUCAAUGCCUCACGAUUCCUCGAGGAUAACUUGCCACCUUGAUCUUGCUUAGGUAUCACACGACUAACAAUAAUACAGAGUUCCAUGGCUUGCCAAAAUCGAUAGGCUUCAAGGUUGUUGACCUAUUCUCACUAAUUUUUUUAUUUAUUCUCUAGACUUUGAUUUGAACGUGUGAAAUAUAUUUGAAAAUAAUUAGAUUCAUGUCGUCUUUCCAUCUUCGAAUAUUAAUUCUAGAAGCAUAGGUACAUACAAUUACAACAGAAUAUAUUAUAUUGUAAUAAUAUUCAAGGUCGUCUAUACCAUUAUUGAAAUUAUAGAUUUUUUUUAUGGUAACAAUGUUGAUGUUCACAGAGCAUGUAAUUAUUAUUUUAAAAAUGUGUUGAAAGUACAGAUACGUAUGUAUUGUUGUCCAAAAGUGAAUUAAAGAAGGGCAUCGAAGGUACUUUCGAGACAACUGACAGUAUUCGAAUUCGAGUACUUUGGAGAACUAAUGGGAGGAAUUCGAGGAUCCUUAUCAGGCGAAUUUUUUUCGCCGACGUGACGGCGUUAGACGUAGUGUGCACGUGUACUGGACGCACAUGUGCAUCGAUCGCUUACCUGCUACGGAAAAAAGGGGAAAGAGGAAGAAGAAAGAGGAAAGAAGCGAGUUAGUUGGCCAGAGGUGCCUGUAUCCCUUAAUACACACACUGUUGCAGCCAAAUAGCGAUGGCUUUCAAUCACACACCUUCAAAUUAAUCCUAAAACAAGCAUUGGAUAAUACUCAAAUCAGGAAAUAUUAAACCAUCCGUUCUUCUAUAUGGUAAAAUAUCUGAAUUAAUUUCCACGCUAUGUUUGAUAUAAAAAUUAAUUACUUUUUUAAUAGGGUUUUCAAAAACUCCUCUUCGAAGUUUCCGAAGAUAAUCUUAUCUUAGGACUAAUAUUAGAACAACACUAAUAUCGGCAUUCUACAAGCUCUAGAAAGUUUCAAAAGAUACUAAUCUACAUCUAUAUCCAUGUAUAUAUAUUACAUUAGAAGAAAUUUGUUCAAGAAUGAUUGAUAAAACGGAGCCAUCGCUAGAUCCAAGCGUGCAGACCGUGUGCAUGUGUAAAAGGCAAGCUUCACCAGCUGUGGAGGGGGCAGACGACGGGACGAGGCGGAUGAAUGAAUGAAUCUUAAGACAGUCGUGUUAAGAGGGGCAUUCACGAAUCCACGUAUCUCUGACUCUAUCUAUCUUUCCAGAAAACUCGCAUCCAAUGUCCCCAGUCGUUCCAUAUCCUUUAACGUGCUAGUUUUAACAAUCUGGUGAUCCUCCAGCCUGGGUCAUACUUGUAAGAGCCAAUGGUCCUGAUUUCUGGCCGACGACCGGUCGAAUUCGUCGAUAGAUCGCGUCACGCCGCUUUCUUCGAGUUCUCCUCGAGGCUACCAGGACAUCAUGGAAGCCACUUUCUUCGGUGAGAAGAAGAUCCUCCCAUGGAAAGGAUAUUCCGCGUAUUCUAUUCUCUGAAACCGAUUUCGUAAGAAAAGAAAAAAACAAGGAGAAGAUUGUAAAAAGUGGCUUGAAAUCUGUGCAAUUUUUACAAUUUGAUGGGAACCAGUCGGUGGUUCACGAUAUUCUGCGCUUCUUCGAGCUCUAUGGACCGUCUAUGAGAGAAUAAGAAAGGAGGAAUCAUUGAUUUAUGAUUAAUCUUGUUGGUAUUCAUGGUGGUUGCAAGUUGGGUUCAUGACACCUGAAGAUUUUUCGAAGCAUGGAGAUCUCGCCGAGGAGAAGGUGUUUCUGGCAGCCGUGGCUCACUACGGAGAACUUUCAAACGGUAUACAAACCCGGAGAAGAGAGGCCGAAGACGACGAAUCUCCACCGGAAGCCGAGUAGCGCGUGGCGUAAAGAGCGUAGGAGGGAUCCUAUCCAAAGUGAAGCUCUGGACAUGUCCGCAGCCAGGGUCCAUCAUCAUCAUCAUCACAGCAGGCCCAGCGUGAUUGUUCCUACCACACCGCAACCUGGAACAACUAUCGAGGACACGGCAGUGACGCCCACCCCAUCACUGACGCCGUCGGCGGCAGCAGGAGGCCAAAGAACCGGGGUCAGAACUGUGGGUGGUGUGAGUGACCCUGCAAUAGACGAGCAUUUCAAGCGAUCUUUAGGCCUAGAAGAGUACGCUGCAGUUUUUAACGCCACCACUACUGACAAAGAAGCAGGCCUCAGUGUGGAUGAUCACUUUGCAAAGGCUCUUGGGGAAACCUGGACAAGGCUGCAGGCAACCAGCAGAAGCAAGGACUCGACCUAACUGCCGGACAGUUAACCAAAAGUCUUCACAAUCAUCGUUGCGUUGUUGCUGUUGCUUCUGUUUUCUUCAUUGUGACAUCCAGUGUGGUUCCAUUACCUGUUUAAUUAAUCCAUAAAUUAACGUGAAAUCGCUGUUAAUAUCCGUAGAAGAAACAGUGGGAGCAACCAAUGAACUCUGUAUUAAUAUUAUUAUAAUAUUAUUAUUAUUACUAUUAUUUUUGUUUGUUUCGCGUGGGAAGCAGAACGAAAGAGUACCUAAGUGUCCUUGAAAUGUCAUAGAUGCUCUUGGGUGCAAUCGACGGCGUACCGCGAUUUUUCUAACUUCUUGGGACAAUUGUACUCGAGAUACUGUAUAUAUAGACGCGUAUUCUUUUAAUCAUGCCAUCAUCGCGGCCUCAGAGGCCUCAAGUUAUUUAUUAUACGAUGUUCCAUACUGCCUCGCUAAAUACUAGAUCCGUUCAUUUCUUUUAACUUCUUCUUGCUGCAGUAAGAAUUUGAAGAAAAGAAGGGAGAUUUUUAAGAAAAUUAACGAAGAUUAACCUUCUACAGUUCUAAUUACAUUCUAUGUGUAAUUGUGCCGAAUUUCUGAUACUUUAGUCUUUCGUUACAAAUAUACGUUUCUCGUAAUGUCCACCAAUAGUAUAAAUGACACAAAGAGGAAUUGUAUUUUCCUCUAAAAUUAAAAAGAUGAUAUUGAAAAAGAAUAAAACGUCGAAUUCGGCUCGAUGUAGAACCGUAUGGAGUUAAAACUACUGCAGCUGUUGGAAGAGAAAGUAUAAUGAACGGUGCGACUUGUACGUAAUUAAUUAUUCGCCUAAUCGUAUUACGUGUAAAUAUAUAUGUAUUUAGUAUAUAUGUAUGUAUGUUACAUAUAUUUCGCAAUACAUAUAUAUAUAUAUAUAAGUAAUGCGUAUGUUGUAAUUAUAGAAAACCGAGAGUCUUUAUAAAGAACGUAGAGGAUAAGCACGAAACCGUAUAAAUUGAACCGGUUGUUGCACAAACUUGUAACACGUGUUCACCUCGUGUAACUAUAUAUAUAAUUAUAUAUAUAUACACACAUUGUAUCAAAGAGAAGAGAAAAAAGAAAACGAAAGAGGAUACAUAA